Messenger RNA from Umbelopsis ramanniana AG, 177 nucleotides. RefSeq lists its product as uncharacterized. The record is from RefSeq and is a predicted model, not a curated record. The annotation marks the transcript as partial. Gene Ontology annotation, biological process: sexual reproduction. The transcript has a single exon. Gene Ontology annotation, molecular function: DNA-binding transcription factor activity. NCBI's taxonomy places the organism in Eukaryota, Fungi, Mucoromycota, Umbelopsidomycetes, Umbelopsidales, Umbelopsidaceae. Gene Ontology annotation, cellular component: Tec1p-Ste12p-Dig1p complex; Ste12p-Dig1p-Dig2p complex; nucleus.
AAAGUACAUGCAUGCCAAGUAUCUCAUUGCCAAAGAAAAUUCAAGCGACUAGAGCAUCUCAAACGCCAUAUGCGCACUCAUACCAUGGAAAGACCAUUCACCUGUUCAAUCGAAGGGUGUAAUAAGUCAUUUUCACGAUCAGACAACCUUUCCCAGCACAUCAAAACACAUCAGAGG